Pelagomonas calceolata is the source of this 2349-nucleotide messenger RNA. The record is from the annotation of a GenBank genome assembly. Lineage: Eukaryota; Pelagophyceae; Pelagomonadales; Pelagomonadaceae.
AUGCCCUCCCAAGAAACAAUAGACCGCAACACGCGCGCCGUCAAGGACGCCCUGAAGCGGGAGGGCAACCGGCGCUGCGCGGACUGCGCGGCGCGCGGCCCGACCGUCGCCUGCAUCGCCUUCCGCACCUUCGUCUGCCAGCCCUGCGCGAACGCGCACCGCGAGCUCUUUCCCGACAACAAGCUGAAGAGCGUGUCGCUCGCCGAGUUCGAGACGGACGAGGUGCGAGGUUUACGGCAGCACGGGAAUGAAGCUUCAAGAAAAAUUUGGCUCGCGCGCUGGUCUCAAAGCGACGGCGAGCCGCCGGCGGGCGCGCCGCGCGAAGCUUUAAAACGGUUCCUGUCGCGCAAGUACGUCGACAAGGCCUGGGUCGCGGGCGGCCAACCGGCGCCGCCGCCGGUCCCCGCGCCGCGCCCCGUGGCGCCUCCACCAGCACCAGUCUUCGCCGCGGCGCCGCCGCCCGCGCCACCAAAACCGGCGCCGCCCGCGGACGGCCGCCGCCGCAUCUCCAUCUCGUUCGGCGCCAAGAAGAAGGGCACUCCCGAGCCCCAGGGCUUCGCGACGACGCACCGCGGCGCCGCGGCGGCGCCGGCGCCCCAGUUUAAUGUGGCGCCGCGCGCCGCCGCGCCGACGGACGCGCGCGACGCCGAGAUCGCUCGUUUAAGAGCAGAGAACGCCCGGCUCCAGGCGCAGCCGCCGCCGAGCGCCCCGGAUCUUUUUGGAGACGCCUUCGCCGCGCCGCCCGCGUCCCAGCCGGCCGUCGCCCUGGCGCCGCCGCCGGCCGCGCAGCCGUUCGCGCUGGCGCCGCCGCCCGCCGCGCCCGCCGCGCAGCCGGCCUUCGCGCUGGCGCCGCCGCCCGGCGCGCCGGCGCCGCCCGCGGCCGCGCCGGACCCCUUCGCGUCGCCACCAGCGGCCGCGGACCCGUUCGCCGCGCCGGCCGCGGACCCGUUCGCGAUGGCCCCGGUCCAGGCCGCGCUGCCCGGCUCGCCGCCGACGCGGCCGUCGCCUGCGGGGUCCUGGAGCCUGACGCCGCCGCCCCAGGGGUCGCCGAACGGCGCGCCGGCCAUGGCGAUGCCCUCGCCGCCGACGGCGCCGACACGCGCGUCGCCCUCCGGCUCCUUCGCGAUGGCCGCGCCGCCGGCAGCGGGCGCGAUGGCUCCACAGACGCGCAACUCGCCCUCGGGCUCGUGGAGCGCCAUGGCCGCGCCCCCGGUUUCCAACGCCAUGCCGUCUCCAUCAAGCAUGAUGGCGCCGCCCCCCCAGACGCGCGCGUCGCCGUCGGGCUCCUGGAACGCUUCGGCGCCCGCUUCAGCGCCCGUGGGCCCGGCGCCCGGCUCAAUAGCUCUAGCGGCGGCGCCGAACGGUGCGCUGGAGAAGGUCACCAUCCUCCAGGCCCAGGGCUCCGGAAUACUAGUGAAGGGCCGCAACGACGCGCAACGCGUCGUGCCGUCCGUCACCGAACUAACAAAGACGCCGCCGACGCAAGGGUCCAAAGCUUACUACGAGAUGAUGGGCAAAAUUGAACAGUGCACGGUCACGACGGUCCACACGGACGCCGCCGAGCCCUACUACACCGUUACCUUAACAAACGGGUCCACGCGCACGACGGAGGCGGCGCACGUCCUCGUGCCCGCCUCGCCGCCGCCAGCGUCCUCACAAAAGGCGUCCGCGGACCCCUUCGCCGAGCUCACGGGCGGUGGGGUCUCGGCCAACAGCAACGGCAAGACCGCCCCGUUUCAACCGAACGACCGCGUCCUCUACAAGCCGCCCAAGGGCUCCACUUUACCACCCGAGAAGGCGACGGUCCUCAAGGUCCACUGGGACGCCGGCGAUCCUCCCUAUUAUUCGAUCCAGCUCGACUCGACGGGUGCGGAAAGACAGACGGACGCCCAACGGUUGGAGAAGUUCGUGCCCGACUACAACGCGGGCGCCGCGGCGCCGCCGCCGACGCUGGAUUGGCCCCAAGUGCAACAGCCGGCCAUGGGCUUCCAGCAGGGUUAUGCCCAGCAGCAGCCGCAGUUUGUACAGCAGCAAUCGGGUUAUCCGCAGCAGGGUUAUCCUCAGCAGCAGCAGGGCUUCCCGCCGCAGCAGGGCUAUCCUCAACAGCAGCCGGGCGGCUUCCCUCAGCAGCAGCAACAGGCUUUCCCGCCGCAGCAGUUUGGAGGCGCGUUCGGCGGCCAACCGCAGCAGGGAUUCCAGCAACAACCGGGCUUCCCGCCGCCGCAGCAGCAGGGCUUCCCGCCGCAGAUGAACAUGCAGCAGCAGCAGUUCCCGGGCGGCUUUCCGGGGCAGGGGUUCUGAGCCGUCGGCCGCGUCCGUCCCGUCCGUCUUAAAUUGUUAGUGAAUCAC